This is a messenger RNA of Microsporum canis CBS 113480, 1563 nucleotides long. Its product is annotated as benzoate 4-monooxygenase cytochrome P450. Bases 1 to 1563 code for a protein of 520 amino acids. The transcript is spliced from 5 exons. The record is from RefSeq and is a predicted model, not a curated record. Lineage: Eukaryota; Fungi; Ascomycota; Eurotiomycetes; Onygenales; Arthrodermataceae. Gene Ontology annotation, molecular function: iron ion binding; heme binding; monooxygenase activity.
AUGGCGACGAUGACGGUGCUGGGCCUCGCUGCCGCUGCCGGCCUGCUCUCCCACUGGCAGCUCUUCCUGCGCGGCGAGUGGGAGAGACAUGCUCCUCUGGUUGCUGCUUUCUACUCCCUCGCGGCCGCUGGCUUGCUUGCUGGACUCUUGUUCGUCCAGCGUCUGCCCGUCUUCGACUCGGUGGUGACGCUGGCUGCUCUCGCUGCGGCCUACUCGCUCUCUCUCUUCGCCAGUAUAUGCAUCUACCGGCUCUGUUUCCAUGCACUCAAGCAGUUCCCUGGGCCCGUCGCCGCCAAACUGUCCGGCUUCUGGUCUGUAGCCAGCUCCCUGCCUCAAUUCAAGUUCCACGAAGCCGUUCAGGGUCUUCAUGCCGAACACGUCAACAACGCAUCUGCCGUGCGUGAUAUCCAUGGCUACGGCUCAGUCUGUCUCAAGGGACCCUUCUAUGAUCUCAAUUACCCGUCCAGGUCUCUUCAGAUGACGCGAGACAAGGCAUUUCACUCGAGCAGACGGCGUACCUGGGACCGAGGCUUCAGUCCAAAAGCGUUGAGCGAGUAUGAGCCCCGUGUGUUCCAGCACUGCUUGGAGCUGGUCAAGCAGCUCUCUAGGCUGUCUGGCACUCCGGUCGACAUCGGUAAAUGGUUCAAGUACUUUGGCUUCGAUGUCAUGGGCGACCUCAGCUUUGGACGCUCCUUUGACAUGCUCAGGACGAGCAAUCCACACUUCCUCUUUGGCAUGAUGGAAGCCGGCAAACCGGUUGUCGGCACCCUCAUCAGUGUCCCCUGGCUGUUUAUUCUCUUCCAGAAACUACCUGGCAUCAGCCGUCUGGGGACGACACGGCCCGACUUGUUUUCCUAUAUACUGGGAAGCGACCUCAGCGAGGCGAUUUCUGACGGAGACCUGACUUAUGACGCCGAACUGGCCAUCGUGGCAGGGAGUGAGACCACCGCACUCAACCUGACCACGGUACUCUACUUGCUCGCGCUGAAUCCAGACCAGAAGAAGGCAUUGCAGGCAGAGAUUGACCUGCUCGUGCCUACAAUCGACCAGCUCUCGCACCAAAAGCUGGCCGGCAGCCCCCUCCUCGAGGGUUGCAUCAACGAAGGCCUGCGCCUAUACCCUCCCGUCCCCAGCGGAGUGCAACGCCUGACCCCUCCGCAGGGAGCAAUGAUUGCUGAUAGAUGGAUUCCUGGAGAUACGAUCGUCUCAACUCCCACAUUCUCCCUCCAUCGCGAUAGCAGAUACUUCGUCAAGCCCGAUCAAUUCAUCCCCGAACGAUGGUCAUCCAAGCCUGACCUUAUCAUCCGGAAAGAUGCCUUCAGCCCCUUUUUGGCCGGCAGAUACUCCUGCGCUGGUCGCCCGCUGGCCAUGAUGGAGAUGCGCAUGUUGCUUGCCAUGGUCGUCCGUCUGUUCGACUUCAACUUCCCCAAAGAAAGCCGUGUCGGCGCCGAGAAACUCUACGACGGUAAGGGCGGAUUUAGAGACUACUUCACGGCUGAUGCGCCGACGGUUCCCCUGGUCUUUACCAAGCGUUCUCCCGACCUCGUAGCCAAUGGGGCUUGA